This is a messenger RNA of Cadophora gregata, 1068 nucleotides long. RefSeq lists its product as uncharacterized. The transcript is spliced from 3 exons. NCBI's taxonomy places the organism in Eukaryota, Fungi, Ascomycota, Leotiomycetes, Helotiales, Ploettnerulaceae. The record is from RefSeq and is a predicted model, not a curated record. Gene Ontology annotation, biological process: protein phosphorylation. The coding region runs from base 312 to 851 and encodes 179 amino acids. Gene Ontology annotation, molecular function: protein kinase activity; ATP binding.
CCUAGGUAGGUAGGAUGUCCCCUCUACUACAUUUUCACCGGAUACUAUCCGAAUUCGAUGAACGACGGAUUAAGUCCCCUCGAAUAAUCAGGCAUUAAUUUUGGCUCAUUGGAAGACUCUCGAUGCUGGGAACAGUUACGAUUUACUUAUUCAACACGGCAGUUUCUCAUUGACAUCCGACCUCACUAGAUCACAACGGUGCAGGCCUCUGCACUGUAUCAGUGCAGUGCGCCUCUAUACCAAAGGCCUUUGCUUCAUGGUGCAUCUAGAUAUCACGCGCGCAACAUAUUGUCCAUCAAGAAUCAAGGACAAUGGCUCUACGUCUUGGGACCACUCUGUAUGGGAGCAAGUACUCAUUUCGUCUGGUUGGAAAACUUGGUGAUAAGACUGUUUUCAGCUCUGUAUUCAAGGCAGAGGUCUUACCUGGCGUUCAAACUCUUCUUCCAAAAAGUCGAUGGGCGGUUGUGAAAAGUGCUGAUCCUGAAAAUCAGACUCAGGUGGACUGCCUCCUCAAGGAGUACAAGUACUACAAAAAGCCUUCUAUGGAAAGGUCAAGCAACUUUCGAAAUUUGUGUGACAUUAUCAACAACCCUACAUGUUGGACGGCCCAGAAUCCCUUCUGUUUAGCCUUUGAAUGGAUGGACACGACUCUGGGAGAGGUUCCUCUCGCGGAAUAUAUGAACGAUCCCGUAUUAGUCGCGAAUAUUGUCAAGGUAUGCUUGCAAGCAUUUGUCGAGUUAGAAAAAGAGCACCUUGUUUACUCAGACUUGAAACCUGCGAGUAUUCUUAUAUCUAUGUUUGGCGGGUUGUAUAAAGUCAAAAUCGGAGACUUGGGGCUAGGUACGAAAUAAACAUUACAAUAUUGGGUGACUCUAAUUUUCUGUAGCGGGGCCAGAGGGCAGCAAUCAGGGCUGGGUUCAGCCAGAAGCAUUUCGUGCUCCUGAGGUCUGGACAAGGGUGAACUGUCUUUGUAAAGCCGAUGUUUGGUCUCUCGCUGCGAUGGUUAGUUGCCAGCCUCUUAUUCUUACCCAAGCUAAAGAAUGAAGUUAUUACAACGAUUUGAUAGCA